Molecule: messenger RNA, 1208 nt
Organism: Ziziphus jujuba (common jujube)
Lineage: Eukaryota; Viridiplantae; Streptophyta; Magnoliopsida; Rosales; Rhamnaceae
Product: tetrapyrrole-binding protein, chloroplastic
Exons: 1
Coding region: 318-1100 (260 amino acids)
Biological process (GO): chloroplast-nucleus signaling pathway
Cellular component (GO): chloroplast
Molecular function (GO): tetrapyrrole binding
Source: RefSeq, a predicted model, not a curated record
UAAACUCUUUCCCCCCUCAUAAAGUCCUUUCUUUUUAUUUUUGUUUAUUUUCUUUUAUUUGUCAAAAGCUAUAAUUAAUUAAGUUACAAAUAAGAAAUAAAUUCGAGUGACAGAGAAAAUCCAAACCCACAAACUAAUAAGCUGACCAAUAAAAAAUGCAGCCUUAUAUUUCUCCUGAUUUGCUUUACUCAUUUCCCUCAUCAAUCUCUCUCUCUCUCUCUCUCUCUCUCUCUCCCCUCCCUUAUUUGCCAACUUCUUCUUCCUCUUCAACUCCGCCACCAUAACCCCUCUCUCUCUCUACUUUCUCUCUCUCCUCCAUGACAGCAAACAUUACUCUCCAAUCCAUACACCAUUCCCUCCCCAAGCGCCAAUACCUCUCAGCUGACCCUCCUCCUUUCACUUUCUCUUCCUCACUUUCCCUCAAACCAAACACCCCAACCACAACUUCUUUCUCUCACUGCUCUCUCUCCACAACCACCACCACCACCUUUUCUCUCUCCUCCACCACUUCUUCCGUCUCACCUUCAACCUCCUUCGAAUCCAUAUCAUUCGACACCCUCCAACACCAACUCUCCACCCAAGACUUCCGGCAAGCCGACGAGGAAACCCGCCGCCUUCUCAUCGUCCUGGCCGGAGAAGCAGCUCAGAGACGCGGCUACAUCUUCUUCUCGGAGGUGAAAUUCAUAGCGGAAUCCGAUCUCAAAGCCAUCGACGAGCUCUGGAGACGCCACAGCAACAGCAGGUUCGGGUACAGCGUUCAGAAGAAGAUUUUGGAGAAAGUGGGUGCGGAUUUCACAAGGUUUUUCAUCAAAGUUGGGUGGAUGAAGAAGCUCGAUCAGACAGAGGUCGAGCAGUACAAUUACAAGUCAUUUCCUAAUGAGUUUGUUUGGGAGCUCGAUGAUGACACCCCUGAAGGCCAUCUGCCAUUGACGAAUGCUCUCAGAGGUACUCAGUUGCUUAACAAUAUCCUUAACCAUCGAGCUUUCAUAGCCACUGAAGAAGAAGAAGAAGUAGAAGACAAAUAUGGAGGUUUGAAGGGUUUUAAAGAUGCCACAAAACCUAUGAACAAAACAGGUCACAAACCAGACUAUAGCUUUUGAGGGGUUUUUUAUUUUAUUUUAUUGUGUAUAUAUAUAUACAUAUAUAUAAAAGAACUAACCCGGUAGGCACUAUUAUACAAAUGAAAUUGAGAUUUGGGUUUCCUUUUU